AUGAAUAUUCAGUUCCUAAAGGAAACUAAUGAUCAAAAUGUGAAGCAAAAAUCUCAGCUGCUAGUUUCUCACGCCAAUAGGAGAGGGACGCCAUUCUUUUUGCCGAGCGAGAAGGCCCAGAGACUAACGUUCUUGCCGAGGGAUGAAAACGAACAUUCUUGCCCAACAAGAGGUUAUAAGAGUGUAAGGAGAGGGACGACAGAGCCACGAUUUUGGGUUGGAUCUAGUCUAAGAACUAGAAGAAGAGUGACGAUGGAGAUGGUAGAAAUCGGUCGGGCGCGAAGAUUUCGGAAGAGGAGUAGCGACAACGAGAGGAAGAAGGCUAAUUUGCUCAAUUUUUAUUUUCUUUUAAAGUGUGGGUCGAGGUUGUCGAGCCAGAGCAGCACAGAAGAGGCAAUCAACGAGAGCAUUGUGGAUUAUGUUGGAAUUGGGACUUUUGCGUUUUUCGAUUAUUCUACUGGAAAACUUCUUGGCUUUGCACUUGGGUUUCUUUCGGAAUGUAAACUAAAAUGGUUUAAGUAUUUCAAUAAUUUCUGUGUGGUGUUUCUAGCAAGACAUAUGCUCGUGGCGAUAGAGAUGGAUAAAUACAAAAGCCUAGAGAUCAGACGGAGAUCCACGAGUCAGCCCUCUUACACCCCCUGGCGGACUUUUCAGGAUCCGCCUUCGCCGUCUAUCAACAACCUUGUUUUUCCCGGCGAGUUCGUAAGCCUUGAGGAUGUAAUUAGCUCCUUCCCUGUGGACGAGCGCAAAUCGAUUAGCUGA
Molecule: messenger RNA, 762 nt
Organism: Striga asiatica
Lineage: Eukaryota; Viridiplantae; Streptophyta; Magnoliopsida; Lamiales; Orobanchaceae
Source: the annotation of a GenBank genome assembly